Molecule: messenger RNA, 1184 nt
Organism: Mus caroli (Ryukyu mouse)
Lineage: Eukaryota; Metazoa; Chordata; Mammalia; Rodentia; Muridae
Gene: Smagp
Product: small cell adhesion glycoprotein
Source: RefSeq, a predicted model, not a curated record
CAGAAGGUCCAGGUGGCCCCGGGAGGUGCUCGGCUAAGUCGCCCCGCAGUCGCGGACUCCAGAGGGCCCACGCGUGACUGAGCCCCGCGGGACACGCCCCUCGCUCGCCCUACAGCUGGCGCUGCCGACCCCGGCCGAGCCUGGCACGGGGGCGGAGCGGCUCCGGACAGUGGCCUUUCCUCCCGGGGGAACCUGCUGAGGGCGGCCCCGAGCUCCUUCCUGUCCCUCCCACCGCGGUCCGGGCUCGGCGGCCGCUCGGCGCGGGGUCCCGGGCGCGGCUCGGGCGACUCUCGGCCGCUCCCACCCCGGCGAGUUCAAAAGGACGCGCGGCGCCGGGCCCUACCUGCCCGUCGGACUGGAAAGAUCUGACCCUACGAAAUAGCCUGCCAUCAGCAACGAUGAACAACCUACCGGCCACACCUUCUCCUGAAGCAGCAGCAUACAAAGGUUCGGAUUUCUCCACAUCCUCUCUAACAGAAUUGAUGACCACGCCGGUUUUUCAGGCCCCUGAGACCCUGUCCCCACAAGCUGAAGAGGCCAGCACGGCGCUCAUUGCAGUUGUUAUCACCGUGGUGUUCCUUACCCUGCUCUCGGUGGUGACCUUGAUCUUCUUUCACUUGUACAAGAACAAAGGCAGCUACGUCACCUAUGAGCCUGCAGAAGGGGAGCCCAGCGCCAUCCUCCAGAUGGAGACUGACUCAGCCAAGGGCAGAGAGAAGGAAGAGUACUUCAUCUAAUGUUUCCCAGGCUGCCUCUGUAGUUAGGGAAUGUUUGCUCUAAAGCCAGGGAGUGGCGUUGGGUGAUACAGGCACAUCCACUCACCUCCCAGGACACGGCCCCCAACACCGGAGACACGGAGAGAGCUGUUCAUGAUGCUGGGCCUUGAUAAGGACAGUGCUCGAAACCGACCAACAAAGAGGGGGCCAUGCCUGAGUUGGAAGUGAGGUCACAUGCUGGUCCACUUUAUCCCCUCCCUAGUUGACGAGCAAUAGCCCCAGUCAGUGUAGCUAUCCAGUCUUUCUGGAGGCAGGACGCCACAGGAAGGGGUCAGACCAGGGAGGGGAUAGGAGUCUGAGAAUGUUACUGCCUUUGUUUGAUCUGAGCCCCACUGUUCCCCAAUCAGCCUCAAACUUCUGUUUUUAUCCUAAUUAAACUUAUGAAAAUCAGAUUUUCAUUUUCAAGAA